Molecule: messenger RNA, 912 nt
Organism: Cryptomeria japonica (Japanese cedar)
Lineage: Eukaryota; Viridiplantae; Streptophyta; Pinopsida; Cupressales; Cupressaceae
Exons: 1
Coding region: 1-912 (303 amino acids)
Source: RefSeq, a predicted model, not a curated record
AUGUGCGAAUGGAAAGACGUAGAAACUCUUCCAUUAUCAGCAAAUCAAAAAGAGAUUAUAAAGGGGAUCAUGCAGGAGUACACCCCUAUGUUGUCUACAAAGGAAGACACUUUGAGAUGGUGUGGUUCAAAAUUGGGGCAGUACUCAAUGAAGAUUGGUUACAGCAUUCUUGACAAAACGGAAGAAAGAAAGGAAUGGCCAAUAAAACUUAUGUGGAGUUCCCCAAUUCUACCAAAAGCAAGAGUCUUCACAUGGCUAGCUCUGAAAAAGCGCAUACUGACAUGGGAAAGAUUGCGCAGAUUGGGCUUCUUGGGCCCUUUAAGAUGCAUAAUGUGCAAAAAGGUGGAGGAAUCCCUGGAUCAUUUGCUUCUACAAUGCGAGGAAGCGCAAACGGUAUGGAGCUUCCUUUUAGGGAAGCUAGGAUGGAUGGCUCCUCUACCUAAUACAAUCCUUGACCUUUUCUCCAGUUGGAAUAUACCGAGCCGUAGAUCAGUCUUUUCUAGUCUAUGGCUAGUGGCGUCAUCCCUUGUAGUAUGGGAGAUUUGGAAGGAAAGAAACAAAAAGAUAUUCCAAGAAAAAGAAGACUCAACGGAGAGUUUGCUAUUAAGAGUUCAAAGAGCGAUAGCGGAAUCAGUCUCAGCGGCAGCCAGAAACCAUAAUCUAGCAAAACAUCCCUAUACUAGUGAGGACAGAAUCAUUCAAGCCAAUUGGCCACUUGUGAAUUGCCAACCCGUUAAUGGGUCCCUGAGGGUUAACCCCCCUUUAGAAAAAGAAGAGGUUAAAUGGGAUCCGCCAACUAAGGAGUGGAUAAAAAUAAACUUUGAUGGAGUAUCUAGAGGAAACCCAGGAACCUUAGAAGUGGGAGUAGUCGCGAGAGAUGAUAAAGGGGUCAUCCUUUUCAAGGGUGCAUGA